AUGGACUCGGAUAGUUGUUCAUGGGCGGCAGAGGCCGGCGUUCCCCAUCAUGAGGACCCCUUCAUCCAGCGUUUUAUCGCUGGUCGUCAUUCCUUGAUUCAGCGAGAGAAAUCACAACGUCAUGAUGCAAACCUGCAUAACGCGUUGCCUCCCGUAGCGAAAAAAGCAUGCCAGAUCGUUUCUCGAGUAUGCGCUCAGGAACUGGCCAAACUCCAGCAAGAUGGUUACCAGUCAGACGGCAUCCCGCAUCCGAGCCGCAUGUCCAACAGAGACAGGGUGCGGGUUGAAAGCUCUGACCUUUGGAGUAUUGUACGACGUCUGCCGAAAGGGUCCCUCCUGCAUGGUCAUCUGCCGGCGAUGGUCGAUAUGGACUUUCUUAUCGAUCAGGCGUUCGCUACGCCAGGGAUCCACGUAUCUGCGCCUCGGCCACUACUAACGCAGGGCGAUUUCCAAGACGCGCCGUUCGCGUUCCGAUAUUGUUCUCGCUCCGAUGGGGGCCAUACAGAUAAGCGCUCACUAUGGGCAGAUAGCUAUGAGCCGUCGACUAUGAUUGACUUGCAAAGUGCUGCGGCUUCCUUUCCGGACAAGAAAUCGGGCUUUCGUCAAUGGCUCAAGAGCCGGUGUACUCUGGCCUCUGAUCAAUCACAUCAGAUUCCACGUGGCAGCAGGGCGAUCUCCGACAUCUUCGAUCGCCGUUUGCCUAUUAUCAACUCUAUCCUGCAAUAUGAACCUAUCUUGCGAAAAUGUCUACGGCACAUAUUCUCACAAUUGGCCGCAGAUAGGAUAAGGUAUGUUGAGUUCAGAGUAGCCUUCAACUUCGAAUACACCCUGGAAGGUAGUGAUAAGACCGAGGAGGAUUAUACUGGCUGGUUCCAGAUUUUCCAAGAAGAGGUCGAAAAGUUCAGGGGUACUGAAGAAGGAAAAGAGUUCUAUGGCGCGCGAGUCAUAUGGGCGACCAUGCGCGGUCUAUCAAACAAAGACAUUGGUCUUAGCAUGGAGCAGUGCCUUCUCGCAAAAAAGAUGUUCCCUGAAUUCAUUUGCGGAUUCGACCUUCUUGGGCCAGAGGCUAACGAGAAGCCGCUCAACGAUUUAUUACCAAUACUAUUUUGGUUCCGUGGGCGCUGCGCUGAUGAGGGAGUGGAAAUCCCCUUUAUGUUCCAUGCUGGCUACAGUCUUGGUGAUGGUGAUCAAACAGACGAUAACCUAUUCGACGCAGUUUUGCUGGGCACCCGAAGAAUUAGCCAAGCUCUUUCACUAUAUAAACAUCCGCUGCUCAUUGAUGUUCUCAAGUCAAAGAACAUUUUGAUAGAAUGUUCACCGAGUUCAGCUGCAUGUCUCGGGCUUAGCAACUCUUUCCAGUCACACCCUCUUCCAGCUCUUCUGUCUCGUGGAGUUUCCGUCGCCCUCAGUAAUGACUCGCCAGGCAUAUAUGGGCUCGGACCAAAUGGUCUGUCAUCCGAGUUCUACCAGGCUCUACUUGCAUUUCACAGCAUGGGUCUCUCCGGCCUCACGAUGAUGGUGGAGAAUUCCAUCCGUUGGAGCUGCUACGAAGACAAAUCAGUAAAUGAUUGGAACACAGAUAUCCAAGAAGCCAUUCUUGGUGAAGGCCUUAAAGCCGCCCGUCUGCACGAAUUCUACGCCGAUUUUGAGAAGUUUUGCGAUUGGGUAGUCCUGGCUUUCGAAGAGAAGUGUAACUUCGAAUAGGGGCGGUCUCUGAUCAUAGUCAGAUUGUGCGCUGGCUAAGCCGGCACAUAUAACCCCAUCUCCCUGGCAUGCAUUUAUCAUAACCCAUGCCCUCCGCGUCCUAAUAAUCAUCGGGCACCUUCCUGCCCAAACUCACGUGAUAGGUAGACGCUUUCUAUGCACCUGGAUAGAUUAGUCAUAGUUUACAUGAAACUUCUUAUGUU
This is a messenger RNA of Aspergillus nidulans FGSC A4, 1907 nucleotides long. Its product is annotated as putative CECR1 family adenosine deaminase. The transcript has 2 exons. The record is from RefSeq and is a predicted model, not a curated record. Gene Ontology annotation, cellular component: extracellular region. Lineage: Eukaryota; Fungi; Ascomycota; Eurotiomycetes; Eurotiales; Aspergillaceae. The coding region runs from base 1 to 1704 and encodes 567 amino acids. Gene Ontology annotation, molecular function: deaminase activity; adenosine deaminase activity.